This is a messenger RNA of Musca vetustissima, 990 nucleotides long. RefSeq names its product facilitated trehalose transporter Tret1-like. The record is from RefSeq and is a predicted model, not a curated record. Gene Ontology annotation, cellular component: membrane. Lineage: Eukaryota; Metazoa; Arthropoda; Insecta; Diptera; Muscidae. Bases 1 to 990 code for a protein of 329 amino acids. The transcript has 2 exons. Gene Ontology annotation, biological process: transmembrane transport. Gene Ontology annotation, molecular function: transmembrane transporter activity.
AUGUAUAUCGGGGAAAUAGCUACAGAUAAUGUUCGAGGUGCCACCGGGUCGCUGAUGAAUUUGUUCGUUGUGUCUGGCAUCCUUUAUGUUUAUGUCAUUGGUCCAUAUGUCUCCUACCAGGUGCUGCAAUGGUGCUGCCUUGCCAUACCCAUUGCAUUUGUUAUCUGCUACUCGCUUAUGCCUGAAAGUCCCUAUUAUUUAUUGGCAAAAAAUCGUAAAGAGGAUGCCUUGAAAUCACUGCAAUUUUUGCGAGGACAAAGUUUAAACAAUGUACAGCAGGAAUUGUCGGAAAUUGAGAAAUUCUUAGAAGAAUCUAAGGCAACACAGGCCUCUAUGAUGGACCUCUUCAAAUUGCCGGGAAAUCGUAAAGCCCUGUUGAUAACCACCGGUCUCCUGGUAUUUCAACAAUUAUCUGGCAUCGAUGCAGUACUCUUUAAUUCCCAAUCAAUAUUUAUGAAUGCCGGCAGCAGUUUAGAUCCAGCAGUGGCCACCAUAAUUGUGGGUACUGUGCAAUUUGCAGCAUCUCUAGUCAUACCCAUCAUUGCAGAUCGCAUGGGACGCCGGGUAAUCCUCCUGACUUCAUCAAGUAUUAUGGCAUUGGCCUUGGCUGCAUUGGGUACAUUUUUCUAUGUCAAAAUGGAUUCCGGCAAUGUGGACUCUAUUCUAUGGUUACCGGUUACGGCUCUUGUGAUCCACAACAUUUUAUAUUGUAUUGGUUUUGGUGCUCUGCCCUGGGCUAUUUUGGGUGAAAUGAUUCCACCAAAUUUGAAAUAUAUUGCCUCACCAAUUGCCACAUCGUCAUGUUGCACUGCUGGUUUUGUGGCCACCUACGUGUAUCCGUAUUUGGAUGCCAUGGGGACUUAUUAUGUUUUCUGGAUAUUUGGUGGAUGUUGUGUCCUGGCUUUUUUGUUUAGUUUCUUUGUCGUGAUUGAAACGAGAGGCUUGAGUUUACAGGAGAUACAAGAUAAGCUACACACAAAGAAAAUGUGA